AUGCAGCGCGUCUCGAGAGGCGAUUUCAUGGCGGAGCUGGAGCUCGUCUUGUUAAAGCUGUCCGCGAUCGAUCUGUGCCAGGCGAGGUGCGUGUGCCGCGAAUGGCGACGAGCAAUCGACGCUCCCAGCUUCCGGGAAGGGUAUGCGCGCUCCCAUGGCUGCAUUCCUCAUCUUUCCCUCAGGCUCGCCGAAUCCCUCUUCGUCAAGCCAGUCGACAAUUCCCCGCGCAGCGAGUGGCGCCUCUUCCAGACGCUCCCAGAGGGCAUGACCAUCGCCAGCACCGACGCGGGCUUGCUGUGCCUGGCCACGUUUGGGGACUUGGAUCGGCCCUCCUCCAUCUACGUGUGGCGCUACAGCGAUAUCAACUCCUCCCCGGUGAGAGUUCCGUUGCCACCAGUGCCCAUCGACUGGAGUCGCAUGGUGGUGUACACCCGCGACAGGGAUCGAUCGACGCCACAGUUUCGCGUGGCUAUCUUCGACAGGCCCUCGCUUGCGUUCUACGUUUACGACUCAGCCCUCAGCCAGUGGUCCGUGCAUGGGGACUUGUACCCGUCGGGCCGGAGGGGCGACCCAGACAUGGGCUGUACCAUUCACAACAACGGCUUCUAUCCGAUGUUGCAUCACGGUGUGGCGGUGAUCCUUUGCACGGAGACGUGGAGGGUCUUGCGAUACAACAUGUGGGACGGUUCGUGGAGCAUUGCGGAUCUUGACACCACCGAGUUGGAGUUGGGAUCCAGGUGGGCGUUUGUGCUGUUGGAUCCGGGCCGACUUUUCGUGCUGAGCGAGGACGACAACACGGAAGAUUUGGAGGGACUGAUCGUCGCGGAGAUGCAGGGAGAGAAGUGGCAGGUCGCGUCGUGCUGUGACGACCUUGGCGAUGUGGAACUGUGCGAGGACUUGAUAUGCACCGAUGGGAGCAACAGCAUAUGGCUGGUCGACUCGGACUGCUCACGCAUCAUGCACUUUGGAGUGGUUUCCAAGUGCUGGUCGGAGGUGGAGACACCAGACACUUUUCAAGGACACAAGGAACUCGCGUGGUUUUCCUGUUAACACUCUUAUGCGGGUAUACAAGUUGAGCGAAAUUUAUGUCCUGCCAACCGUCUCCUCUUUGCUGCAAAAGUUUUCUGUGUGACCACCACUUUUUGUUCCAUAAACCUAGCUUCGUUUGAUCGUCUAGAUCAACGUAUCUUUUUAAGCGGGUCCAUGAUUGGAAAGAAAAAGUAUUCCUUAAGCAAAACGGAAGUCAAUUCCAUAAAUGAAAUAAAUAAACCUUACCUUUUAGUUUACUUUU
Messenger RNA from Selaginella moellendorffii, 1291 nucleotides. RefSeq lists its product as uncharacterized. NCBI's taxonomy places the organism in Eukaryota, Viridiplantae, Streptophyta, Lycopodiopsida, Selaginellales, Selaginellaceae. The transcript has 2 exons. Gene Ontology annotation, molecular function: protein binding. The coding region runs from base 1 to 1050 and encodes 349 amino acids. The record is from RefSeq and is a predicted model, not a curated record.